AUGGUACUAUUUAAACGAAAGCCGGUCCAAUACCUGCCACGGCCGGUCAUUGAAGAUGACAAUUCCGAGGUCUGGGUUAUCCCAGAGACCAGCGAGGUCUUCAUGAGCUAUGAGCCGUACCUCCAGCGCAUGGACUUUUAUAAACAACGUCGGUUCAUUUGUGAAAUCACCGGUCAUUCGGGAUUGAACUUUUUUGAAGCUUAUCGAAGUGAGAUGGAAGAGUCGCGCGAGGUGAACAACAGCUUCCCCGAAGCUUUGAAGGAACCGAUUUUGCGUCGAAUCCAAUUCGCGACAACCUCACGGGUUGACAAUCUGGUGGACGAAGUAUAUGAAGAAUUCAAGCAGGAUUUUUACCCCGGAGAGCCUGUCGUCAUCCUGCUACAGGAUAGUACCAGACUUCACGGCACCAUCAGGGACAAGGCCAACUUUGCUGAACAGCUUUUUGCUGACGGGACUAUCAAGACCCCUGCGUAUGCUCGGUAUUUGGUAAAGAUCUCAGACCGUCCCAAUGAGGAAGCGCUGCUGGACCAAGAUCAUAUCACGCGUGAUCGCAAGUCGUUUACAAAGUUGAUGCUGCGCGGCUUUAUUAAGAACAAUGUUACUCGAGAGUCAUGGACCGGUGCGCCCUGGCUGGUGAAGGCGUCGAUUGCAGAGGAAUACAAAAUCUCUACAGAGGUCCCCAAGCACUUGCAGUACGGCGCGAAGGUCGCGGAGAAGAAGGCGAUGAAGAAGGCAGACCAGGAUGGCUUUUUUGGAUUCUUCUCGUCCCAACAAUUGCCUGAAUUGAAGCCAGCUGUCAAGGGCCAGAAAUCGAAGUUUUCAGCAAAUGAUACGGCCAGAUCGAGAGAAGCUCAGUAUCAAGAAUAUCAGCGGUCGCUGAACGGGAAUCCUUCGUUUCUGUCACCGAACAACCCACUCCGCCCAACCAAACCGCCGCUGGUCGGUGACAAGAAAAUGCCUCCUCCUGCGGUUGUUAUUAAAAAUGAAUCGAGACCUCUAUCACCACCACCUGUCAGAUACCCCAUUGAGGAUCUCGAACUUGCUCCCCUUCAUGAUAAGAACCCUCGUCCCACGUUGAAGCUGUUGAUGCUAGGCGAGUCGGAGGAGGAUGGAGGAGAAGACCUUCUGCCCGAUGACUUGGAACCGGAAUCCGUCGGAUUGCUUCUCGAGACAUGGGAUACCCUCAAUGUUUACUGUGAGGUGUUCCAGCUGGAUUCAUUCACGUUCGACGACUAUGUUCAAGCCAUGCGCUUUUCAUCAGAAGAGAUGGAUUGUGAGUUGCUGGUCGAGUUGCACUGUGCCAUUCUGAAGAAGCUUGUCAACUCAGAAGACCAAGGCGGCGCAAUCCAGAUCUCUCUUCCAGAUUUCCCCACGGAGGAUUCCGAUGACUCCGAAGAGGAUGAUGAAGAUGAAGAAGAAGAGGAAGAUGAGGAGCAGCCGGAGAAGGCACCUCGCAUGACUACCAGGGGAAGCCUCGCCAAGAAAGAAGCAGAGAGUUUGAAGGCACAAAUUGUCGAGGAGGAGCCUGAAGAGGAGCGCAUCCAUCGUGCUGCUGAAAUGUUCGAGAAGUACGGGUGGAUUGAUCGCCUGCGGAAACGCGACUUCCGCAAUGGUGGAUGGGAGGUUGUCAUGAUUGGCCUCCUGCAUCAAUUAUCUCUUCGUCCUCGCUCUGAAAAGACCUGCAACGACAUCCUAAAACACCUCGCCCCGCUCGAUGAACCACCGACCCAGCGGACUGCCAAGGCACAAUACCGCACUCUUGAUAUUAAUUUGCGUGUCAAGGCUCUUCAAAUGAUGACCAUGCUUUGUCUUGAGACCAAGGCGAUUCGGAACUAUCUUGAGGAAUGUAGUAACCAGAUGACGGAGUUCCGUAAAGAGAAGAUCGAACAUCAGAAGGCCCGCAAAGUAUUGUUAACUGAACUUCGUCAGUUGCACCAGGAGCGAAAGGCGCUCCAGCCGGAACCUGAAAAGUCACCGUCUCCCUUACCGGAACUGGAAGGGGAGAACAUGGACGAUUCGAAAAUGACUGGAAUCGAGGGUGAUUCCGAGAUCCCCAUGGAAUCAGAGGAUGAGGAUACGCCUAGACCACGUGCCCUUCGUGGUGGAGUUGAUCGUGCCCUUGAACGCAAGCGGAGGCAAGAGGUGGAGCGAGAACGCAAAGAGCAGCUGGCCAAACAGCCCAAGGGUACUAAGCAGUACCAGCGAGUCCUCAAGAAGAUCGACGAGCUGAAAGCCAAGAUCGCUAAGGCCGAGGAGGAGAUCGAAACCGUGGACAAUGAUUUGCGUGAGGCUGACUGCCCCCGGACCCGAUGCCUCGGAUUGGAUCGUUUCUGCAAUCGGUACUGGUGGUUUGAGCGCAACGCCAUGCCAUUUGAAGGCAUGCCGAACAGCUCGACUGCUGAGGCUCGAUACGCCAAUGGCCGCCUUUGGGUGCAGGGCCCUGACGAGCUGGAAAGCGACGGCUUCAUCAACUUGACGGAUGAACAACGCAAACAGUACCACAAGCACUUCCAGACCACUCCGGCCGAGCGCAAGAAGCACGAGGAAGGGUCUACCCAUGUGUCGAAUGCCCGCGAAUGGGGUUACUAUGAUGACCCGGACUCGGUUGAGUCGCUGAUCGAAUGGCUGGAUCCACGAGGCAACCGCGAAUGCAAGCUACUAAAGGAACUUCACUUGCAGAAGGGAUACAUUGUUAAAUACAUGAAGCACCGCCAGGCCUACCUGUCCGAGAACACCGAGCGGGCUGAGUCUGAGGAAAUGCCCACUAAGCGGGUCACCACGCGUACCAAGACGUACGUGGACGUCAACGAACACCGUCUUCGUUGUCUUCGUUGGAGGAAUACGGCUGCCCUAACUGAGAUCGGACACCUUCAUGUCGACCCUGACCGACCAGCCAAGCGCAAGCGGAACACCGAUGAUAUGCGCGAGGUUAAGGCCACUCGAGGCAAACCCCUGACUCGACGGGGUUCGCGUCGAGGAUAA
Penicillium pulvis is the source of this 2982-nucleotide messenger RNA. RefSeq lists its product as uncharacterized. Lineage: Eukaryota; Fungi; Ascomycota; Eurotiomycetes; Eurotiales; Aspergillaceae. The transcript has 7 exons. The coding region runs from base 1 to 2982 and encodes 993 amino acids. The record is from RefSeq and is a predicted model, not a curated record.